ACGCACACACACAAUCCAAUGUAGUACACGUGCCAUCCCACUAGAAUCGCGGCCUGUUACCCUUUCUUUAACACGGAACUAACAUUUCUCUUUAUAUAUGUUCUGUGAUGUUUGCUUUUAGGCUUCUCUCUGGUAAAUGUUAGCUAAUCAAUCAUAAAUCAUGUUUUAUUUAAUAGGGUUAGGGCUAGGCGAUGCGAAAGAUGUUACUGUCAAAGGACUGGAGAUUAUCAAAAAAUGUAAACGCGUGUACUUGGAGUCUUAUACCUCUAUUUUGACAGUACAGCAAGAAACUUUGGAAGAAUUCUAUGAACGCUCACUGAUUAUAGCUGACCGUGAAUUGGUGGAAAGUUAUGCAGAUGAGAUAUUGCCAAAGGAAGAAGAUGAGGAUGUAGCUUUAUUGGUAGUGGGAGAUCCCUUUGGUGCUACUACACAUACAAACUUAAUACUUCAUGCAAAGGAAAAGAAGAUACAAGUAAAAGUUGUACACAAUUCAUCGAUAUUGUCAGCAGUUGGAUGUUGUGGCUUGCAGUUAUAUUCUUAUGGAGAAACUGUCUCGAUUCCAUACUGGACCGACACUUGGAAACCGGAUAGCUUCUACGAAAAGAUAGUUUCUAACAGACAGAUGAACCUGCAUACACUGUGUCUCUUAGAUAUCAAAGUUAAAGAGCCUACUUUGGAGAGUAUCUUGAAAAAAAAGAAGGAUUACAUGCCUCCUACAUACAUGAGUGUCAAUGAGGCAGCUAGUCAGUUGAUAAAGAUACUCAACAAUCAAAUUCAAGAUGGUCAGAUUACAGAAUUCACUGAUCAGUGCUUAGCGGUGGGCCUAGCUCGAGUGGGUUGCGAGGAUCAACGUAUUCUCGCCUGUUCUCUGCGAGAUAUGACGAGUGUCGAUCUGGGACCACCGUUACACUGCCUCGUCAUACCAGCUAAGAAGAUGCAUCCUCUAGAGAUCGAAUUCCUAAAGCAGUACGCUCUCAGAGAGGAGCAGUUCAAGGAAAUGACGCAGUAGAUGUUAUUUUUUUACACAUUAAAAAAUAAAAUCAAUUGUCUUAAUUAA
Odontomachus brunneus is the source of this 1057-nucleotide messenger RNA. It is a transcript of the gene Dph5, whose product is annotated as diphthine methyl ester synthase. The transcript has 4 exons. NCBI's taxonomy places the organism in Eukaryota, Metazoa, Arthropoda, Insecta, Hymenoptera, Formicidae. The coding region runs from base 161 to 1009 and encodes 282 amino acids. Gene Ontology annotation, molecular function: diphthine synthase activity. Gene Ontology annotation, biological process: protein histidyl modification to diphthamide. The record is from RefSeq and is a predicted model, not a curated record.